AAAUUUUCUUCUAUGAUUUGUACUUUUGGUGUCUUAUCUAUUUUUGCUGACUUUAAGGUCAGAAAGAUUUUUCAAGCUUUAUAGAUUUUGCUCUGCAUUUGUCCCUAUAACUGAUUUUUAGUGAAUUUUUGUCUAUGAUGUGAGGUUCAUUUUUUCAUAUGGAUAUCCAUUUGCCCCAGCCCCACUGUGUAUAAUGCUUCCCCCUUGCCUGGCUUGCUCAUCCAUUAAGAGUCUGCUACAACAGAUGCUCUUCUGUGUGUAUCUCUGUCUUAGCAUUUCUCCAAUUGUCUUGCUGCCUGUUUGUUUCUUGGUCUUUAGUAGACUGCUGGCUUUUGGUGAGCAGAGGCUGUAUUACACGUUAUUGUAUUCCUGGAGGCCAGUACAGAAAAAGCUUUAAUAAAUGUUGCUUAGUUAUUAAAUGACUGCAGUAGCCAUUCCUAAGAACUGAAUGCACUUGUCUUGAGACCAGACUAUUGCCAGCCAAAUUCGUUGCCUGCCAAAAAUAUUUAUGGAGUGCCAGGGUCUCUUCUAAGCAGUGAAUGAGAAUCCUCGAGUCCCCUGCUCUCGUGAGCUUUUGUCUAUUUAUGGUGCAGGUGUUAACCAUGUAGGAGAAUAUUUUAGGCACCGAGAAAUGCUGUUACAGUGGUCCAGAUGAGAGUUGCUGGUGGCUUAAAUUGGACUGGUAGAAGUGGUAAGUGGUUGGAUUCAGGUUUAUUUAGGAAGAGAACAGGAUUUACUUAUAGACUGGACAUAGGUGGUGAGGGGAAGAGGAGAAUCAAGGAUUACUCCUAAUGGUUGAGGAAGACUUCGUCCCAGUUGGGGAGUGGAAUGAGGUUUGGGGAUGAGCAUCAAGAGUUCUUUCUUUGGCUCUUGAUCUUAUGGAUACAGUUCAUAAAGCUUAGAUAACCUGUAAAGGUGUGGAUUAGGCAGUUGGACGCAUAAAGCUGGGGCUCAAAGGAAUUGGUCUGAGUUGGAGAAAAAAAUUGAGAGUCAUCAUCAAACAGAUGGCACAGAAGCUGUGGCCUUGGAGGUCUCUCUUUUUAUUGAUUCCAGGAGUGAAUUCCAGUAAGAAGCAAAUGUGUUUUGACUGGGGUCCAGGGGAGAUGCUCGUGUGUGAAACCUCCUUCAACAAAAAAGAAAAAUCAGAGACGGUGCCAGGCUGCCCCGUUAUCUAUAUCAUCCGGAAGGAUGUAGAUGUUUACUCUCAGAUCUUGAGAAAACUCUUUAAUGAAUCCCAUGGAAUCUUUGUGGGCCUCCAGAGAAUUGAAGAAGAAUUGACUGGAAAAUCCAGAAAAGCUCAUCAUUUCAUUUUUUGUAGAUUGGUUCGAGUGAGUAAAAACUACCGAUCAGUCAUAAGAGCGUGUAUGGAGGAAAUGCACCAAGUUGCAAUUGCUGCCAAAGAUCCAGCCUGUAGCCGCCAGUUCAGCAGCCAGGUCUCCAUUUUGUCAGCAAUGGAGCUCAUUUGGAACCUUUGUGAGAUUCUUUUUAUUGAAGUAGCCCCAGCUGGCCCUCUCCUCCUGCAUCUCCUUGACUGGGUCCGACUGCACGUGUGUGAAGUGGACAAUUUGUUGGCAGAUGUUCUGGGCAGUGAGAAUCCAAGGAAACACGAGAGCUUCUGGAAGUUGGUGACCAUCUUGGUGCUGCAGGGCCGGCUGGAUGAGGCCCGACAGAUGCUCUCCAAGGAAGCCGACAGCAGUCCCACCUCUGCAGGCAUGUGCCGAAUCCUGGGGGACUUGAUGAGGACAAUGCCUGUGCUCAGCCCUGGUACCACUCAGACUCUAACGGAGCUGGAGCUGAAGUGGCAGCACUGGCACGAGGAAUGUGAGCGGCACCUCCAGGAUGGCACGUUCGCCUCCAGUCCUCACCUGGAGUCUCUCUGCAAGAUCAUGCUGGGAGACGAAGCUGCCUUGUUGGAGCAGAAGGAGCUUUUGAAUAACUGGUAUCAUUUCCUGGUGACCCGGCUCCUGUAUUCUCAUCCCACAGUAAAACCCAUUGAUCUGCACUUCUAUGCCCAGUCCAGCCUUGACCUGUUUCUGGGAGGUGAGAGCAGCCCAGAACCCUUGGACAACAUCUUGAUGGCAGCCUUUGAGUUUGACAUCCACCAAGUGAUCAAGGAAUGCAGCAUUGCCCUAAGCAACUGGUGGUUUGUGGCCCAUCUGACAGACCUGCUGGAUCACUGCAAACUCCUCCAGUCGCACAACCUCUACUUUGGAUCCAACAUGAGAGAGUUCCUCCUGCUGGAAUAUGCCUCAGGACUGUUUGCUCAUCACAGCCUCUGGCAGCUGGGGGUGGAUUACUUUGACUACUGCCCUGAGCUGGGCCGAGUCUCCUUGGAGCUGCACAUCGAGCGGAUCCCUCUGAGCACUGAGCAGAAAGCCCUCAAGGUGCUGCGGAUUUGUGAGCAGCGACAGAUGACUGAGCAAGUUCGCAGCAUUUGUAAGAUCUUAGCCAUGAAAGCUGUCCGGAACAAUCGCCUGGGCUCUGCCCUCUCUUGGAGCAUUCGAGCCAAAGAUGCGGCCUUUGCCACGCUGGUGUCAGACAGGUUCCUCAGGGAUUACUGUGAGCGAGGCUGCUUUUCCGAUUUGGAUCUCAUUGACAACCUGGGCCCAGCCAUGAUGCUCAGUGAUCGACUAACAUUCCUGGGCAAGUACCGCGAGUUCCACCGAUUGUAUGGGGAGAAGCGUUUUGUUGAUGCUGCUUCUCUUCUCCUGUCAUUGAUGACUUCUCAGAUUGCCCCACGGUCUUUCUGGAUGACACUACUAACAGAUGCCUUGCCCCUUUUGGAGCAGAAACAGGUGAUUUUUUCAGCAGAGCAAACAUACGAGCUGAUGAGAUGUCUGGAGGACUUGACCUCAGGAAGGCCAGUGCAUGGAGAGCCGGAUGCCCAGCGACUCCAGGAUGAUGACAUAGAGACCACCAAGGUGGAAAUGCUGAGACUUGCUCUUGCACGAAAUCUUGCUCGGGCAAUUAUAAAAGAAGGCUCAUUGGAAGGUUCCUGAGGCCAGCCGAGAGCUGCGGCAACAUGAAUGAUAUCUAUGGCAAUGUAUAUAAAUUUUUAGAAGAAUAAAUGUUUUCUUUUACAAAAAUCA
Molecule: messenger RNA, 3089 nt
Organism: Equus caballus (horse)
Lineage: Eukaryota; Metazoa; Chordata; Mammalia; Perissodactyla; Equidae
Gene: NUP85
Product: nucleoporin 85
Biological process (GO): positive regulation of DNA-templated transcription; protein import into nucleus; mRNA export from nucleus
Cellular component (GO): nuclear pore outer ring
Molecular function (GO): structural constituent of nuclear pore
Source: RefSeq, a predicted model, not a curated record